AUGAAGAAAAUUGAAGACAAAUUUUUCGAAGAAUCACAACGUUCAUUAAUUUCAUUAGAUCGGCGAAUAUUAACUGAACAACGUGAAAUCAAUAAUAAUUUUACUCAAUUAUGUUUGCAAUCAACAAAACUCGAUCUGAAGGAAUCUAACGAUUCGGAUAUUUCUAUUCUUUGGUUAACUAAUGCUGAUCGAGAAAUCGAUAAUAUGAAUGUAAAAAUCUUUCAUUCUAAUAAUCAUCUUAUCGAUUUUCUAAGUGAAAUUGAACUAUCAAAUGUAUUUUUAAUCGUUGAUCAUGAAUUUCUCUCCAAUAUUUUAUCAUUCUUAGAUGAUUUUAAACAAAUUAUAUUUAUUUAUAUCUUCAUAAAUGAAAAUAUUCUUAAUAACUCUGUAGCAACAGAAUCAAAACGAUCAAUUCGACAAAUUUCCAAUAAUCAAACUGAAUUAUUUCAUUCAGUUCGCGAAGAUAUUGAAAUCUGUCGAAAAGAUUCAAUAUCCUCAACAAUAUUUGAUCUUUUAACAAACGAAGAAUCAUCAACUCAAAGUCAAAAUCGUUCAUUUAUUUGGUUUUAUUUAUUAAUUGAAAAUCUCUUCAAUUUCAAUGUUAAUAAUGAUAAAUCGAAAGAUGAUUUAAUAGAAUACUGUCGUCAACAAUAUCCGCCAACUGAUUAUAUAGAACAAAACUUGAUAACACAAUUUGAAAAAGAAUAUUCAUCAGAAAAUGCAAUUCGAUGGUAUACACGUGAAACAUUUCUCUAUCGACAAUUAAAUAAAGCAUUUCGAAUGCGUGAUAUUGAUGCAAUAUUUCAUUUUCGUUAUUUUCUUUUCGAUUUUCAAAAACAACUUCAAGAACAUUACAAAGAAAAUCAUUCGAUUCAAAUCGUCUAUCGUGGUCAAUCAAUAUCUCAAUUAGAAUUAAUUAAAUUAAAGAAUUCAGUUGGUAAAUGUAUAUCAUUCAAUACAUAUCUAUCAGCAACAUUAGAUAAAAGAGUGGCUUUGAUGUAUGUAGUCGGAUUAUCAUCGAUUUUCUUUGAAAUUGAUGUUAGUUUUACUUCGAAACUCAAAGAUAAAAGAUUUCGUCCGGUUUAUGUUGAAGAUCAAAGUCAAUUUCCUGAAGAAUUAGAAGUCAUUUUUCCAAUUUGUUCAACUUUUUUUGUUGAUUCAAUUGAAAUGAUAGAUAAUCAAUGGAAUAUUAGAUUAAAAUUAACUGAUACAAAUGAUUAUUCACAAAUAAUUGAUUCAAUAGAAACUACGUCUUUUGAAAACCUUCCAUCGAAAUUGAAGUUUCCUAAUUUAUUUCUAUUAUUAAGUGAUAAUGAAAAAGCUGAACGAUAUACUAAUAUGUUGAUAGAAGAUCAUCAAUCACCUUUGGAUCCUUCAAGUUUAGGAUUGAUAUAUACAUUUCUUGGUCAAAUUCAAUUCGAAAAAUGUGAUUAUCAAUCAGCUUUAUCUUAUUUGAAAAAAGCCUUAGAUCAUAUUGAUACAAACAACAAUCCUUAUUGUGCAACAAUAUAUAUUCAUCUAAGUUAUUUAUAUCGAGAGGAAAGGAGUUAUAAUAUUGCUUUAGAUUAUUUAAAUCAAGCUUUAAAAUAUAAGAAUGAAAUUGAUUUAAUCAAAUUAACAGAUUUAUAUAAUGCAUUUGGAAGUGUUUACAAAGAAAUGAAAGAAUAUGAUAAUGCUCUUUAUUAUGUUAAUCAAUCACUAGAAAUUUGUCAAUCAAAUUUCGUAAUUUAUCCACGUUCUUUCGUAGCAUUUCUUCUUCUUGGAUUAAUUUAUAUGGAUAAACAUGAAUAUACGAAAGCUAUACAAUAUUUACAAGAUUCAUUAAAUCUUUCAUUGAAAAUUCUACCAAAAACUAAUCAAGAAUUGAUAAUUUUAUAUACAGCUAUCGGUUUUAGUUAUUCUCAAUCAGAAAAUUCUUCAUUAGCUUUAAUUUAUCUUCAAAAAGCUUACAAUUUAUUAGAAAUUAAUAAAAAAAAUCAAAAACUUAAUCCACAAAUAUAUAUUUAUAUUUGUUAUACAUUUGGAUUAUUUUAUGAUAUGAAUCUGGAUGGAACCAAUACCUUCCGUUACAUAUAUGAAGCUUAUCAAUUUUAUAAAGAAUAUGAAAUAACUAUAUCAAGAACAACUCCUAUGGUACAAGAUAUCUAUCAUAUGUUAGGAAAUCUUUAUCAUAAUCGUUGUGAUUAUACUUUAGCAUUAGAAUUUCUUUCCGAUACUUUGAAAUAUUCAAUGGAUAGAAAUACGCAAAUAUUAAUUAUGACUAGAAUUGGACAAGUUUAUUUAGAUCAAGAUGAUGAAAAAAUGGCUUUGCAAUAUUUGAAUCAAUCAUUUGAACUUAUUUCCAAAACAAAUCAAUCAGAUAUUGAGGAUAAUACAAUGUUUUGGUUUUAUUCACGCAUGUCGAAGUUAUAUGAACACAAAAAGAAUUUUGAAAAAGCGAUUGAUUUUAUUAAAAAAGCAUUUGAAUUACAAUUCAAUGCAACAAAUAAAAAUUCCGUUAGCCUUGUUGAUUGUUUUAGACAAGUAGUUGCGGUUUGUCAUGGACGAGAUAAUAAUUAUAUUGAAGAAAUUAUUAAGAAUUUACAAAUAGAAGAUUUCUCAAUUAAUUCGAAACUUCAUUUUUAUCGAACUAUUGCACAUUAUUACUUAGGGGUAUUACUAAUUUAUGCUAACAGCACAAACAGCCAACUUUUCGAGAUCGCAUGUCGAUCACUGCUACAAACACCCACAACUCGAGGAGUUAUGAACACAAACACCCGCAAACACCCACUUUUCUUAACUUUUAAGAAAGAUAAACCCCUGACAAACUCGAAAAAACCACUUUCCUCAACACUAACACCCAAUAGCUCUCUUGUAGUCCCGACAAACACCCAAACUGGUGCAUACAAACACCCACAGAAUUGCAUAAUCUACAUUUUGACUUAA
Molecule: messenger RNA, 2925 nt
Organism: Adineta ricciae
Lineage: Eukaryota; Metazoa; Rotifera; Eurotatoria; Adinetida; Adinetidae
Source: the annotation of a GenBank genome assembly